Molecule: messenger RNA, 915 nt
Organism: Globicephala melas (long-finned pilot whale)
Lineage: Eukaryota; Metazoa; Chordata; Mammalia; Artiodactyla; Delphinidae
Gene: DNASE1L3
Product: deoxyribonuclease 1L3
Biological process (GO): programmed cell death involved in cell development; apoptotic DNA fragmentation
Cellular component (GO): nucleus
Molecular function (GO): DNA binding; deoxyribonuclease I activity
Source: RefSeq, a predicted model, not a curated record
AUGUCUCUGCUGCUGGCCACCCUGCUGCUCCUCCUCUCCACCCACAGCGUCCUGGCCCUGAGGAUCUGCUCCUUUAAUGUGAGGUCCUUUGGGAAAUCCAAGAAGGCAAACUGUAAUGCCAUGGAUGUCAUUGUGAAGGUCAUCAAACGCUGUGACAUCAUACUCCUGAUGGAAAUCAAGGACAGCAACAACAUAAUCGGUCCCACACUGCUGGAGAGACUGAACGGAAACUCAAGAAGAGGCAAAACAUAUAACUAUGUGAUUAGCUCUCGUCUUGGAAGAAACACAUACAAAGAACAGUAUGCCUUUCUCUAUAAGGAAAAGCUAGUGUCUGUGAAAGCAAGCUACCUCUACCAUGACUACCAGGCUGGCGAUGCAGAUGUAUUUUCCAGGGAACCCUUUGUGGUCUGGUUCCAGUCACCCCACACUGCUGUCAAGGACUUCGUGAUUGUUCCCCUGCACACCACCCCUGAGACAUCCGUUAAAGAGAUUGACAAGCUGGCUGAUGUCUAUACGGAUGUGAAACGUCGCUGGAAGGCGGAGAAUUUCAUUUUCAUGGGUGACUUCAAUGCCGGCUGCAGCUACGUCCCCAGGAAGGCCUGGAAGAACAUCCGCCUGAGGACCGACCCCAAGUUCAUUUGGCUGAUCGGGGACCAAGAGGAUACCACGAUCAAGAAGAGCACAAACUGUGCCUAUGACAGGAUCGUGCUUAGAGGACAAGAGAUCGUCACCUCUGUUGUCCCUCAAUCAAACAGCAUCUUUGACUUCCAGAAAGCUUACGGGUUGACUGAAGAGAAGGCCCUGGAUGUCAGCGACCACUUUCCAGUUGAAUUUAAACUUCAGUCUUCAAGGGCCUUCACCAACAGCAAAGAAUCUGUCUCUCCAAAGAAGAAAAAAAAGACCAGUCGCGCCUAG